Messenger RNA from Penaeus indicus, 477 nucleotides. RefSeq names its product calaxin-like. The transcript is spliced from 4 exons. The coding region runs from base 7 to 477 and encodes 156 amino acids. The record is from RefSeq and is a predicted model, not a curated record. Lineage: Eukaryota; Metazoa; Arthropoda; Malacostraca; Decapoda; Penaeidae. Gene Ontology annotation, molecular function: calcium ion binding.
GACAUCAUGCACGGGAUCUUCGGCAUGACAGACGAGGGGCUGAUGGAGUGCAUGUACCAGGUGUUCGACAUGGACCAGGACGGCGUGGUCGGGCCCGAGGAGUUCGUGGUGGGCAUGUCCGCCUUCCUCCGGGGCACGCUCGACGAGAAGAUCGACUACUGCUUCAGCGUGUACGACCACAACAGCGACGGCUUCGUUUCCCGCGACGAGAUGUUCCACCUCCUCAAGUCCGCCGUCGUGAACCUCCCGCCCGGAGAGGAGCUGGAGGAGGUCGUCAAGGACAUGGUCGACAUGGUGAUGCGGCGGCUGGACGCGGACCACGACGGCCGAGUGAGCUUCGAGGACUACGCGGCGGCCGUCACUGCUGAGCCUCUGCUGCUCGAGGUGUUCGGGCCCGUGCUUCCGGAUAACCAGGAGAAGGAGGCAUUUCUCAACACUUUCUUAGACAAAUACGGCCUGCGUUCUCAGCAGAUUUGA